GCGCAUGCGUAUCGUAGUUUCCUCUCCACACGACCUCAUGCUCGAAUCACUUUUCUUCUCGGCGCCUUCGAAGGCGUUUGUUACUCGCUAUUUUUCAGCAUGGCUGAAGUGUUUGUUAAAAAUAAUAAUAAUCGUUCUCCGUUUGUGGAUAACGAGGAAGAAGAUAUGGGACACAGUGACGUGAGUAAUAACACAGUGUCUGGCAAGCAGAAAAAAAGACGUUCCAAAGUAGACUUAUUAGAGGAACGUUUUGACGAGAAAUACGGUAAACUUGAAAAUACUUUACACAAUAUUGUUGCAUUGUUGCAAUGCCAGUCACAAAGACAUGGUAAUUCAACGCAGGGGAAUGGCAAAAGCCCCAAUUAUGACCAGGGGAGUGAUAAAAGCCCCAAUUUUGAAGAGAGGACUGGUCAAAGUUCCACAAGUAAUCGUCAAGAUGACGUACUUUCCAUUCAUCCUGCUUCCUCUGAACAUUUUUCGUUGUCUGAUUCAGAAGAAGAAGACACAGAGCACAGUGCUAGUGUACGCAGGUGUUUGAAAGACAUUUUUGGAGAAGAUGCAUGUUUGAAAAAAGAUGCACAAAAGCCAACUGGCAUUUGCUUAGAAAAUUCGCAGAAAGAAAUUUUGGAACAAAGCUAUCGGUCUAAAACACCAAAUAAUGUAACAGCAUUUUCUGAAGAGUGCAAAGAUUUAUUUCCAGUUGAUGAAGACACUGAACAUUUUUUACGUGUACCUACAUUGGACGAUAUUGUAGACACGUGUCUAACAAAGAAGUUUGGUUCUAGAGCUUCAUUCGCUAAACAUGGAACUUUUCUGUUCUCACAACCAAACAAAAUGGUGGAGAAGACCGCAUACAGAGGACAGCAAAGUGUCUACAUGGGUAUUGUUACACAGAUGUACAUGCAGCAAGCUCUUGCAAUGUUAAUGGACAUGGUUACAGAUAAACCAGACAUUGAGAAAAAAGUGAAGGACAUUUUUGCUUUAUCCACACGAAGUCUAGAUCAAUUUGGUAGAGCAGGAGCAUUUUUUCAUAUCAUUCGUAGACAAGUCACAAUGAGCGAGACUUCUUUAUAUGAACUUGAUGAUUCAAGGACAAUCAGUAACCUACCCUUGAGAGGGGACGGGGUGUUUGGUGAAGAAUUGGAAAAGACUCUCAAACAAAAGAAAGACAAAAGAAAAACACUUGAAGAGUUAUUGCCAGAAAAAUUGCAAAAGAAGGAAACAUAUAAGAGGAAAGCCAGUGAACAGACAGAACAGCAAACAUCUGUCAAAAGACAAUAUGUAAAGACAAAUACAAGAAUGGGUGUUCAGCCAAAUGAAUACAAUAGAGCGCCACCUACAUUUCGCAUUCCAAAAUACAAUGCGGAACCACGAAGUACUUUUCGAACAGAGCACAGAGCUGGUGGCUCGAGAGGUCGGGGCAACUAUGCAGCCAAUAACAGACCAAGGGCUACAGUUGCCAAGAUGCUCUCAAGCAACCACCGUUUGAGCCAAUAAAGACAGCCAGUUUAAAGUAUGUAACUUACAAGACAGUUUUUCUCAUAGCAAUUACAACUUUUCGCAGAUGUGGGGAUUUACAAUCUUUGACAUUGGGAGAAAAUUCUGUGAAUGUACAAGCAAAAGGUGUAACUUUCAUAAGGCAUGGUUUAUCGAAACAGGACAGAGGUUCACAUCAGAGCAAUACUAUUUUUAUUCCUGCUUUUCCAAAGAACAAGUUGUUGGAUCCAAAACGAGCAUUGACUUAUUAUCUGAAAUCAACAGAAAAAUUUAGGAAUUCAAAAGAGAAGGACUCUUUGAAAUUAUUUUUAACUGUAAAUAAACCGCAUAGAGCGGCUUCAAGUCAGACAAUUUCGUCAUGGAUUGUUAAGACUAUUCAAAAGUCAUACAAAAUGAAAAAAGUGUAUGUAUCUAAAGUUAAAGGUCAUUCAACUAGGUCAAUCGGACCAUCAUGGGCUCUUUUUAAGGGAGCUCCAUUGAAAGAUGUUUUAGACAGUGCAGAUUGGAGUAGAUCAUCUACUUUUGUGAAGUUCUAUUUUAAAGAUGUAUCAUUUGAUUUUCUUAAAGAAUAAUGUUUUUCUCCCCGGCGAGUUAUUUUCCGGAAAGUGAACUGUUUUUAAGUCAACAGUAUGGAACAUAUCAUAUAUAUGACGGCCACAAGUAGUGGUUUAUCCAUCAUAUAUUUUUUAAAAUAUAUUGUUUAAAUAUGUGGGAAAGUGAAUAAGAAUACAUGAUUUGUGCUGUGUACAGUUAUUAUUGUGUAUAUAAGAGGGACUGUUGUAGCAGUUUUUAUGAAAUAGAAGAUAUAGAAAACUCUGGAAUGAGAAGAUCUACUAUAAUUGUUGGAGUGGUCAGAAAGUACCUGAACCCGCCUCCAAAGAGGGACUGCUUUGGGAAGGAAUCCUAAAGUACAUAUGUCAGACUACUUUCUGAGGCCUUCGAAGGCGCCAAGGAAAGUGAUUCGAGCAUGAGGUCGUGUGGAGAGGAAACUACGAUACGCAUGCGCGAAAGUUGUUUAUUUCCGGUAGUCGUCUAUUAUGCGGCGCCUACCGUAUAGCGAGUUAUUUUCGGGCCGAGA
Molecule: messenger RNA, 2575 nt
Organism: Dreissena polymorpha
Lineage: Eukaryota; Metazoa; Mollusca; Bivalvia; Myida; Dreissenidae
Exons: 3
Coding region: 100-1497 (465 amino acids)
Source: RefSeq, a predicted model, not a curated record